CGUUUGGUCUCAGUGAAAGCUGUGGCAACGGCCGGCGGCCGGCCAUAUUUUCCUGCUUCCGCCAUGGAGCGUGCUGGCUGGCCAUUUCCGGAGGACUUCCAGAACCCCAACGAAGCCUGGGACUUGCAGGGCAAGGCAACCUUUCUGACGCUCUAUGUGGGACUAUGGAUUCUGGUGGUCUGGGGGGUGUACCUCUACACGCGGCUGCCCCAUUCCGCCGGCGCCGGCCUGCGCUCCGAGAAGAGCUCGGAGCUGCCGCCGGAGCGGCUGGGCCUGACUGAGGGCCUCGCGAACGCGGUGGGGGACAAGCCCGACUACCCCAAGCACUGCCAGGUGCAACAGCUCUUUGAGAAGCAGGUGGCACUGUCUCCAAACGCCAAUGCGCUGCACCUGCCAGACUUGUUGCAGACAGUGACCUAUGCGGAGCUUCAGGAAGCGGUCCAAGGGCUGACGACCACCUUGCUCGGCCUGGGCAUAGGCCCCAGGCAGAUCGUGGCGCUGUGUCUCCCGAGGAGUGCCGCACAGGUGGUAUCUGUUUUCGCGUCUUUGUCGGCCGGAGCGGGGUACUUGCCCAUUGACGCUGCCGCGCCGGAGGCGAGGAAACAGUAUCUCCUGGAAGACAGCCAUGCCCAAGUGCUGAUUUCGGAGGAGGAGCAGGUGGAGUGCCAGCAGCUCGCGGAGCUGCGGUGCAUCGGCUGGGUGGGCAUGAGCCCACUGAAAGUGGGGAAGUUCCGAGUGCAGCAGCCCAAGCUGAGCUCUCCCACGGUGGACAAGGAGGUCUUCGGCAGCGACGUCGCUAUGCUGAUUUACACGUCGGGCUCUACUGGGGAGCCGAAGGGCAUCGUUUAUGACCACACGCAUCUGUUGCAUGGGGCCUGGUUCUGGGCCCAGGAGCACGCCAUGAACGCGGACUCCGUGCAGCUCUUCAAGUCUCCCUACUUCUGGGCGGUGAUGGAGUGGGAGAUCUUUCCUGCGCUCAUCGUCGGGGGAAGUCUGGUGGUGGCCAGCCGCGAGGGCCACAAAAGCCCCGAGUACAUGGCUAGGAUCAUUCAGAAGUUCAAUGUGGACGUGCUGAUGAUUACCCCGUCGGUGCUGGAUCUACUGCUCGACGUGCAUGAGGUGCAGGGCGCUCCCCUGGAAAGAUUGAAGCACAUCACCACGGUGGGAGAGCCAUUGCCCACCGCCCUGGCCAACCGCGCGGUUCGCACGCGGAACCUGACCGCCACGCUGCGAAACUUCUAUGGGGCCUCGGAGAGCUCUUGCACGGUGUACCGAGUGCCCAGCUGCGGCCUGGACCCCUCGCUGCCCCGCUGCCCGGCCGGGCUGCCGCAGCCCCACGCCUCCGUGUUCAUCAUGGCCAAUGAGCCUGGCUUCCGUGUGGUGGGCCCCGGGGAGUCUGGAGAGAUCUGCUUCGGCGGUGUGCUGGCGGCCAGCUACUGGCGCCGCAAGGAGCUCACGGAAGCCAAGUUCGUUCAGACGGCGGCCUUCGGGCGGCUCUACUGCACCGGGGACCUGGGCUGCUUCAGCAACGGCAUGCUCGAGGUGAUCGGGCGCUUGGAUCGGCAGCUGAAGAUCAAUGGAGUGCGCGUGGAGCCGGGGGAGAUCGAAGCGGUGUUGCAGCGCUUUCAAUCCACGAAGGACGAUGAGGAGCAGCAGGUGCUGGACUGCGUGGCGCAGGCCGCCGUCGUGGCCUCUGAGAAGACUUCCCAGUUGGUGGCCUUUGUAGUGCCGAAGGGCGGCCAAAUCGACUCCGCGGAGCUCAUGGAGCACUGCCGCCGGGAGCUGAUGCCGGCGUACCUGCCGAAGACCAUCUCCGUGGUGCCGGAUGGUCUGCCAGUGCUGCCCAAUGGCAAGGUGGACUACCCCUCCCUCAAGAAGAUGGCGGACGAGCAGGUCCUGGAGGCCCAGGAGACGGUGAUGGACUCGCUGGGCCAGAUGCGGUCCAUGUCCAGGUGGGCUGUCCUGGAGAACGCGGUCAUCCACCGGUGCUACGCUUUCUGGAUGUUAGGAGUGCUCCUGGACCACUAUUCCUGGUGCGCUAUGAGCACCGACCCAGAGGACCCGACCAAAAUGGCGUCACUGCCCUUCUGCAGCGCCUUCGCGUCACAACGCGUGCAGCCCUGGUCCGAGUCGCUGAUCAGGUCCAUUGGCAACGACCAGGACUUGUUCGGCUUCAUCAUGCUGGGGGCCUACCAAGACAGCCGCCCAGAGCGCAACAAGACCAGGAAGAAGGCCCAGCUACUAGGCAUCGACUUCUACCUGCUGGGGAUCUACUUCUUCAUGGCGUUGCCCUGGCCGCAUCUCUGCUACUGGUUCACUGGAGGCUGGGCCUACCCAGACCGCACUUGGCAGACGGUCCCGGAGGCGGUGGCCAGCAACAAGUGGGACUUGGCCUAUCUUCAGAACUGCUCGAUCUUGGCCGGGCACCGCUGGUACCUGCUGAUGAUCUUCGCAUCCAAGCUGUACCUGGCCUGCUGCGAGUUCUUCCGCGUGCAACCGAGAUAUCAGGUCGCACUCGCGGCUUUCUGCAGUUAUUUGGGGCCCGUGUACGGCGCGGAAGUCUGCGAGUUGAGCGGGAACGUGCACUUUGCGCAGUUCCUCCUUGUGUGGCUCUUUGACGGCUGCUACGCGUGGUAUCGCUGGGUCGCCUGGUAUGGCACCUUUUACGUGUUCUCCUUCCACUACCUCCGGCCCAUUGUGAAGUGGAUCUCCCAGCGGGCGCCACAGGGGCCCGUCUGGGCCGCCGCCGCCACGGCCUGCAGCAUGAUCAUGGGUAUGUCCAUGGCGCUGUUUCACUACCCCAACCAGCUCCUGGAGAGCGGCCAGGACGGCUCCAUGCAGCUGCUGGAGCUCUUCGUCACCUUCGCACAGCCCGCGCUCUUUGCCUUGGGCACCGUGUAUUGGCCCAUCAAUGCCUCCUGGUGGGGCAACACCACGCUGGGAUGCUAUGUGUGCCACUUUGUAUUCAGGGACCGCAUGACGGAGGCCAUCCAGUUCUUGGUGUCUCUGCUCAGCUGGGAUAGCAGCGGCUUGCUGCUGCCCCUGGCUGCCAUGUGCCUGUGCUUGUGCUUUACCACCACGGUGGGGCCCUUAGGGCACUACAUCCUCAUCUCUCCGCAGCUCCUCUUAUCACGCCGGAAAGCUCGGGACUUGCACCAGAAGCCCUGAGAAUGAGCGCGGACCGGAACCGGGUGGUUCCCUUUUUCCAAUCGCUCGCCCGUUCUGAGAUGGCUUUCCAGGGAAACC
Molecule: messenger RNA, 3246 nt
Organism: Effrenium voratum
Lineage: Eukaryota; Dinophyceae; Suessiales; Symbiodiniaceae
Source: the annotation of a GenBank genome assembly